Messenger RNA from Synchytrium microbalum, 546 nucleotides. RefSeq lists its product as uncharacterized. NCBI's taxonomy places the organism in Eukaryota, Fungi, Chytridiomycota, Chytridiomycetes, Synchytriales, Synchytriaceae. Gene Ontology annotation, biological process: vesicle-mediated transport. The record is from RefSeq and is a predicted model, not a curated record. Gene Ontology annotation, cellular component: membrane. Bases 1 to 546 code for a protein of 181 amino acids. The transcript has 2 exons.
AUGAAUCUAUUGGGAAACCCAAUUUUCUCAAUCAUCGGAUGGAUAAUCGCUUUCGUCCUCGUCUUUCUCGAAAUCCCUUUGUUGGCUCGAUGCUGUCCAUCAAACCCGACAUUUGACAACUUUAUCAAAUUCUUUGAACGAAAUGUAACUCGAGUAUUCCUAUACGCUGCAUUUGCCGUACUGGAAUGGCUGUCUCUCCUUAUCAGGGCCGACACACUCAUUUUGUGUGCCAUUACCUUGUCGGCGACAUUUUUCUUUUAUCUCGUUGCGAUGUUUAAGAGGGGUGAGUGGAAAUCCCCUUUUCUCUCGCUUUUUUAUGCAUUUCGCUCACACCCUCUCUUCAUUAGAAACACCAACCAAGAGCAGCCUCACUGGUGGCAUGGGCAUGCAAGGCGUAUAAGUCAGGGGGACUUUUUAGAGAAAUUUUAUUGUCUACUCUGUCUUCAAACUCUUUUUAUACCUUGGGGGGCCUCGCCGUUAAAAAUAAUCCAACAUCUUCUUAUCGGGGCAAACACCUUUUAUCAUAUUUUCGCAAUCCCUUUUUAA